Messenger RNA from Trichoplax adhaerens, 1171 nucleotides. RefSeq lists its product as uncharacterized. The record is from RefSeq and is a predicted model, not a curated record. The transcript has a single exon. NCBI's taxonomy places the organism in Eukaryota, Metazoa, Placozoa, Uniplacotomia, Trichoplacea, Trichoplacidae. The annotation marks the transcript as partial.
AUGAAUACAACAUAUAAUGAUAAUUAUAUUAUUUCAUAUAAUACACUACUAACAACACUAAAAUCGAAUAAAUCGAAAUGGGAAGAAAAUCUUAAAAAAGAAGUGGAUUUAGGUCCACAAAUUAAAAGGAUGAGAACUAGUUAUGAUGAGAAAGAUAAAGAUAAUAUGGAAUUAUGCGGUGAUGGAACAGGAGGGUUGAGAGUAGAUGAAAUUAAGCAAGGAUUAAGAGAGAUCAAUAAUGAUGCUAAUCUUAAUAUUGAAACAAACGUAUAUCAUCUUAAUACGGUACUAAAAAUCAAUCAAAAAAAUGGUUUAUAUACAGAUGUGAUUGAUACAUUGGAUAAAAACUCUGAAUUUAAACUGACUAUUCAAUCAUUAUUAGGUAAUAAUUCAGAAUACCAUGCUUUAGGAAUACAAAAAGAUGACAGCACCUGUGGGGAUAAUUGUUUAAUUAUGUUAAGUGAAUUAAGAGGUCUAUUUAAAGAUAAAAAAGGAAUAGAAAUAGGUAUAUCAUAUGUAAAUGGAAUAAAAGGCAAUCAUGCCGUUAUGUAUAUUGCAACAGCAACGAAAGAUAAAUCAAUACUGAAAACAAUAAAACAACUUGCUAUGUCGUAUAGUAAUUUGGGAGGAGAAGAGAUAAAAGAUGAAGAUUGUUAUGCUCAUAAAGCAAUUGGAAACACAUCAUAUUCUAGCGGUCAUUAUGUAAAUUUGGGUAAAUUAGAUAUAUUAGCAACAGGAAUGUUGUUAAAUGAGAAUUUAGGGCAUGAUUUAUUGGGUGGCAAAGAAUUGCAAUAUUCCUUAGCAAUUGUAUUGGCAAUUACAUCAUCUGCCUUGGGAUAUCAAGCAGGAGCUCAAAGUUUUUAUAUACCGAUAGCAAGAGCAGGAAUAUUUAUGUCUAAGGAUUAUAUGAGUAAUAAUCUAGAAACAAGAGUUUCAGAUGCUUUGAAUCAACAUGAUGCAGUAAACCAUUAUAAUCCGUGGGUUAUUAGUAUUGCGGUAAAAACUGUAUGUAAUAUAGCUUUAUCUAUAGCAAGCCCAUCAUUUAAGCAUACAUUAGCAAUAAAUACAUUGAGUUCAAUAUCAAGUCAGUUAGAAACAAACCCGAGUCCAGAGCAUAAAGCAGUUGGUGGAGUUGUAGCAACUAAACAACUGUUAGAGAAUUAUACAGCAG